This is a messenger RNA of Hypoxylon fragiforme, 921 nucleotides long. RefSeq lists its product as uncharacterized. The transcript has a single exon. The record is from RefSeq and is a predicted model, not a curated record. NCBI's taxonomy places the organism in Eukaryota, Fungi, Ascomycota, Sordariomycetes, Xylariales, Hypoxylaceae. The annotation marks the transcript as partial.
ACAACACCAACAACACCAACCAACGACACUUCACGAUACUUGACGACACCAUCUAUCUAUUCAACUUUGUUAUAUACAACACUGACAACACAUAGUCAACAGUCAGACAUAUCAACUGACGACAUGUCUGACCACAUUGUCAUGUCCGACCUCACCGGUGCUAUCACCAGCAGCACCAACUCCUCGCCCCAACCACGCCGGCGUUGCGCUUGCAAAUACUGCAAGUGCCCCAACUACGCCCAAGAGCCCAUUUACCACGACUACGGCUCUCCCCUUACGCCUACAUCGCCAACGACCCCUUCAACCCCACGUACACCCGGGACCCCUAGCUCUUCCCCCCCUAUCACCCCUUGCACCCCUGAGAACACGACUAUCAGCAUCAAUAGUCGGCGUUCACUCACAACCCCCCCCUCGGAUAUCAAGAUGAAGCAUCAUGAUCAUAAAUGCAACAUCGUGAGGGACGACUGCCUCGACCACCACCACAACCGCCGCACCCCUGCUACCAUCGCCACCCAGUCGACCAACACGGCCGUCCUCGUCUCGCCAGGCUCAGACCUCUGCCUGACCUGCGAGCACGUGCACCUGUGGGGCAAGAUGGAGAAGACCUACACGGGGUGCAUGUGCACGUGCCGGUGCAAGCUGCAGCGGGCUUCGCACCCGCCCACGUGCCCAUCCUCCCCCUUCCACUUCCCAACUCCCCCUUGUAACGCCACCGCCGUCACGUCCCCGUCCUCGGCCUCCCCACCCAGCCUCUUCGCCAUGGACCUGACGACGAGGCUGAACGAGGACGGGGAGCGGGUGCCGACGCUGACGAAGAGGGAGGCGGCGCAGCUGUUGCUCUGUGAGGAUUGCUUGGAGCAGAAUAGGCUGAAUCCGAGGCGGCAUCGGGUGCAUGGGUUUUUUAAGGGGGCGGAGAGUUAG